Acanthosepion pharaonis is the source of this 1329-nucleotide messenger RNA. Lineage: Eukaryota; Metazoa; Mollusca; Cephalopoda; Sepiida; Sepiidae. The record is from the annotation of a GenBank genome assembly.
AUGAAAUUAUACUUCAUUUACCUUCCUUUUAUCUUCCAAUACAAGCUCCCACGCAAACACUGUAUUCUGUCAGAAUUUUUCUCUCUUAUAUUUUCCUCAACUCCCGUUCUAUUUUGCUCCUAUCUAUCUAUCUAUCUAUCUUUCUAUCUAUCUAUCAACCCAAUUUGUUCAUAUCUAUCUAUCUAUCUAUCUAUCUAUCUAUCUAUCAACCCAAUUUGUUCAUAUCUAUCUAUCAACCCAAUUUGUUCAUAUCUAUCUAUCUAUCAUCUAUCUAUCUAUCUAUCUAUCUAUCUAUCUAUCUAUCCCAAUUUGUUCAUAUCUAUCUAUCUAUCUAUCUAUCUAUCUAUCUAUCUAUCUAUCUAUCUAUCCCAAUUUGUUCAUAUCUAUCUAUCUAUCUAUCUAUCUAUCUAUCUAUCUAUCAACCCAAUUUGUUCAUAUCUAUCUAUCUAUCCCAAUUUGUUCAUAUCUAUCUAUCUAUCUAUCUAUCUAUCUAUCUAUCUAUCUAUCUAUCUAUCUAUCCCAAUUUGUUCAUAUCUAUCUAUCUAUCUAUCUAUCUAUCUAUCUAUCUAUCCCAAUAUGUUCAUAUCUAUCUAUCUAUCUAUCUAUCUAUCUAUCUAUCCCAAUAUGUUCAUAUCUAUCUAUCUAUCUAUCUAUCUAUCUAUCUAUCUAUCUAUCUAUACGCAUUACCAAAAUAAUCUAACCCAUCAUAACAGCGACUCAGUUAAUGAAGACCAAACUCUGUUUACAAGCGAAGCCGAAGUUGUUAACAACUGUGCUAUUGGUAGGCACGCUUGCGCCAUCAGCUCCUUUAAAAUUUCUUCUUGUUUUUCUCAAUUACUUUUCUUUCUUACCUCCCUCUCGCUCCCAAUCCUUGUUUUCCAUUCCAGUCGCGACAUUAUAUUUAAUUUCUCUCUCUCUCUCUCUCUCUCUCUCUCUCUGCUUCCUCCUUGGUCUGUUGGCAUCAGUUUACGGGAUUCCCUCAUCUCUUCUUUUUUUCUUCUUUCUCUUCUUCUUUUCUUCUUCUUCUUCUUUACUUCUUCUUCUUCUUCUUCUUCUUUUCUUCUUCUUCUUCUUUACUUCUUCUUUUUCUUCUUCUUUUUCUUUUUUCUCUUCUUUUUUUUCUUCUUUAUUUCUUCUUUUUCUUCUUUUUCUUUUUUCUCUUCUUCUUCUUCUUCUUUACUUCUUUUUCUUUUUUCUCUUCUUCUUUUCUUCUUCUUUACUUUUUCUUCUUCUUCUUUUUUUUUUUUCUCUUCUUUUCUUCUUCUUCUUCUUUACUUCUUCCUCUUUUCUUUUUUCUCUUCUUUUCUUCUUCUUUUUCUUCUUCUCUAA